This is a messenger RNA of Symbiodinium pilosum, 762 nucleotides long. The record is from the annotation of a GenBank genome assembly. NCBI's taxonomy places the organism in Eukaryota, Dinophyceae, Suessiales, Symbiodiniaceae.
AUGAUGGUCACAGGAGGCCUGGGAGGCCUAGGCCUCAUCGCCUCCUUUCACUGCGCGGCAGAGUUUGACAAUCCUAUCAUAACAACCUCGCGAUCGGGCCGACUUGGCAGUGGAGGGGCCUCGGCAAUGAACAUGUUCGAGGCACUCAAGGAGAUGGUGCCUGUUUACAACGUGAGGCUCAAUGUGGCCAACGCGCAAGACACAGCGGAUGUCUUCGCGUGGGUCAGCCGACCGGGAAUGCCGCCGGAGGACAGCAAGAUCCUGAUAGACGAUGUGGUGUACCAGGUUCGCUACAAGAUCCACUCGCUGCCCGACGAGGCCCUCCGAAGGAUCCAGGAGUUUUUGCUGGAAGUAAAAGAAAAGCUGCUCCAGAUCAUGAAAGACAUGCGGCAGCAGGAAACAAAGAUAGACCAGUCAACAAUGGCAGACUUGUCUGAAAAAGAAGCAGCUGUCAGCCAUGCGAUUAGCAUGAUCCGCGCCAAGGUGGGAGCUGUCCCUCGCUCUGGACAGUGCCGGUUGCUGGGCGGACUGCCCUCUCACGGAUACGGGGUGCCGGACGGAGAUGCGUUGGCGACCGUGCCUUCAGACGGCUCACCGAUCCCAAGCCAGGCAGGGUUACCAGUUAGUUGGGGGCUCCAGGUUUGGAUGGGGAGCUUCCACAAAAACGCUUCGGGCGACGUUCUAUAUUCCGCUGGGACACUUUUGCCGCAUGAAUCUUGUCUUCAAAGCCAGCUUUUCCAUGUGAUUCUAGUCCCGCAAUGA